This is a messenger RNA of Acanthoscelides obtectus, 2065 nucleotides long. The record is from the annotation of a GenBank genome assembly. Lineage: Eukaryota; Metazoa; Arthropoda; Insecta; Coleoptera; Chrysomelidae.
GAAAUGUUCGCAUGCUGUUUGACUGGUUGCCUACACGGACGAGAAUUUGACGAACACCACGCCUGUAGCAUAGGCAACCAAGCUUAUACUGUAAAACAUUUUUUCAUAAAAAAAUUGAACCAAGAUUUUUUGUGUAAAUGCAGUAGUUUACAUUAUUCGUAAAACAAAUCAAUGGUGAUUAUUAAAUGCAUGAUGCGUAUUUCACACAGACGCAGAACAAAUGUUUAGGAUCUUAACCCCAACACCGUGGAACAAAAGUCAAUGAACGCCAGAUUCUGUGCAUAUUAUUCUAUGGUUUCCGUAAAUGUGUGCAUCCUUAGGAUUAGAGAAAGAUGGCAAUACGUGCUUACAUGGAUACAGAAAAAGAGAGAAGUAGUGUGAGAACCUGGGAAAAUCAAACAAUAGGGCAUUAGACACUUGUGCAUAGUGCAUGAUCAAUUCUACAGAAACGGUCAUAUCUAUGAUCUGUUCUUUACUUUUUGUAUCAGUUCUGUCAACACUGCAGUCUUAAGUGAGACGAGCAGCUAAAACUUGGCAAAAAUGGUAGUAAAAUGGAAUUUAGAAACUUUGAAAAGCUGGUGAAUGUUUGAUUGAUGAUUGUUCAACCGUUUAAAGGUCUGAUGAAAUGGGAUUUUGCACGAGAAGGUACUUUUUUCUAUCAAUAUGUCUUCUACAAAUGGUAUCAGUAGUGGAAAGGCAAAUAUUUGAUUUCCUUGGUUACCUAUGGAUUCCAAUUCUCAUAAAUUUCUUUGAGAUAAUAUUUAUUAUUUUUGGUUUCUUUGGAGCAUAUCAAUAUCGACCAAAAUACAUUAUUGCGUACCUGUUAUGGCAUAUAUUUUGGUUGGGAUGGAACAUAUUUUUGAUAUGUCUAUAUUUAAAUGUCGCAGGACUAGACCACGAGAAGAACAAAGUGCUCAAAUUAGACCUAAAUAGUGACAGCUGGUGGAAGAAGGAAGGACCAGGAUGUAAAGUGAAAGAUAUUGAUGCCAUUCCAGUAGAAUAUGAAGGAUGUUUAAUAGACUACGUACAUGUUGAAAUUGUACAAGCUGUAAUCCAAUCAUUUUUUGCUCUCCUGAAUACUAUAAUGGGCAUCUGGCUGAGUAGGAUAUUUCUAGAGGAAGAUGAUACUUUUAAUUUCGAGAAGCCGGAUGGUCCUGAUAAUAUCCUCUUACAUCCAAUGUAUGUGAAUCCAAACGAUAACUUGCAAUCUUCUAACAGAUUCAUCAACUUAGCACCUAACAAAUACGUUUUAUCUGAUGGUGUUAAUUCAAAAUUGACUCAUCUCCGUGUUGAUGCUAUAAGAUACCCACAACGGAGCAAUUCUUUCAAUUCUAUUAACAAGAUUGCUAGCAAAGGGUCGAUAAGACCAAAGUCUGUGUGUACAGAUGAUUACUAUUGCUGACUUUUUUGCUGCUAGUUUAGAUAUUUUCUAGUCAUUUAUAGGUUGACGUUUGUUUAUAUAUUGCCAGUCUUUUUUCUAAUUAGGUGCUUUUAACGGUGACUUGCAUAAGUGUACAGAUAUGUGUUGUCGAUUUGACAAACCAGAUAUUACGUAUAUGUAUAUCUGGUAACCAUGGUAAACAUUUUUUAUCCCACAAGCUUUCAAAGCAAACGCGAAAUGCUCGGCAUUGAAAAAGGGUUAUGAUUCCGUUGACUUCAGUAUAUGUUAUCAAGUAUCAAAAUGGAUGUGAGUUUUGUUGUGUUGAUCGUACGCCACUGCCAGCGCAGCAUGUCUUUGUAUACGUUGCGCGGAUCUCAGCAUACUCAAAGGCACACCGCGUUCACAGUGACGUACGAUAACUCUCAACCAUUUUGAUAUUCGAUUAUAGUAGGAGCUGAGGUAAUUAGAGAUUGCUUAUCUUCUAUUCUUUAGAUAGGACGUAUCUACAUUGACAGGUGGGAUAACAGAUUGUUAGAAUUAUAGCGGACUUUUGCAGGGUUAUGGUCAAAUCGACAAUUUUUAAUGAGUUCCUUACUUCUUAUUCGCUCUAGAUUUGCUUUUGCAUGUAUAUAAAUACUUAGCAUGAUUGUAUUUUUACUUAACGAAAAUUAAACUUUAUAUGUA